AUGAGUGAUACAAAGAACAAGAAAGUCAAGGCUCAAACCAAGACCCAACCUCAACAUCAAUCUCAAGCUCAGAUGACAAAGCGUGUAAAGCUAGAUACUCCAUCUCAGUCAUCAUCGAAGAAGACUACGACAUCAACAUCAACAACAACAUCACAGACACAGAAGCAGACACAGAAGCAGACACAGACGACACAGAAGCAGACACCAACACAGACGACACAAACAGAGAAUGAUGAUACGAAUAAUGUAGACAUGAAUGAUAUUAUAGAGGUACAACUUGGUAUUGAAGAGACUGAGAAGAAGAUGGCAAAGGAGAUGAUGAAGCUAGACACAGAGACAUUUAAGUUGAUGACUCCUCACUUUAAGAAGCGUGAUCUACUCACUGAUAAGAUACCAUCAUUCUGGAUUACUGUUUUUAACAAUCAUCCAGUGUUGUCAUCAUUGUUCACAGGCCGUGAUAGUCAACUCAUUGCACACAUGACAUCAUUCAAAGUGGAGACUACUGAAAUACCAUGUCUAUCAGUUCGAUUCGUGUUUAACUUCUCGACCAAUAGUUUGAUCAAGAACAAGUCAAUAUGGAAGGAGUAUAGGAUUGGAGAUGAUGGUGAGGUGCUGGCAAACUCUUGCAAGUUACAGUAUAAGAAUGGAAGUGAUAUUACUAGACGAAACAAUCCAGAUGAUGAGCCUUCAUUCUUCUCAUGGUUCGAUUCGGAGGAGACAGAGAUGGAGAUCUACAAGAUAUUCAAGGAUGACAUCUGGUUGAAUCCACUGGAUUACCAUGGUAUUGGCAAUGGCAAUGGCACUGAACAAACUAAUGAAGAAUGA
Acytostelium subglobosum LB1 is the source of this 825-nucleotide messenger RNA. RefSeq lists its product as hypothetical. Gene Ontology annotation, biological process: nucleosome assembly. Gene Ontology annotation, cellular component: nucleus; chromatin. Bases 1 to 825 code for a protein of 274 amino acids. Gene Ontology annotation, molecular function: histone binding; chromatin binding. The transcript is spliced from 3 exons. The record is from RefSeq and is a predicted model, not a curated record. NCBI's taxonomy places the organism in Eukaryota, Evosea, Eumycetozoa, Acytosteliales, Acytosteliaceae.